CGACCACACAAAGGUUCUGCAUCCGGGUCAGAACUUCCUCUUUCUCUGUGCCUAAAUGUGAGAGGACCUAGGGAAACCUAGCCCUCAAACUAAUCUAAAUCCAUCCUUUAAAAAGGCACACUAAAACGUCGCCAAAAUGACCGAGCAGAUGACAGUAAGGGGGACCCUAAAGGGGCAUAAUGGUUGGGUCACCCAGAUCGCGACUACCCCUCAGUUUCCCGAUAUGAUUCUGUCUGCAUCCCGAGGUAAGCGCUUCUCCGCCCGCUACGAUGGACGACAAUAUGGCUAACCCCUAGCAUGUUAGCCGUGAGUUGCUGAAUUGAUGUGUAGUCGCGACUUCCUUAAUAGUGUGAGUGAUAUAAAGUGAGAUCAAUGUAGGCGGCACGUUGUAUUAAGCAAGUUGUGCUUCAAAAACGCAAUGACUAGUGGAUAAACUGCUCUCUCCAAAUAAGUUUUCCAGCCGACUGCUAGUUAUCUAGUCCUUGGCAGCAAACGUCAACUAUGCUGAUAUCCACGUGCACCGCCAAGUGGCAAAAAUGUUCAGGAGACCAUUUUAUGAAACUUGCAUUUCUAGACCUUCUAAUCUAAUUGUAACUAACAUAGAAACCGAUUACAUGUUCCUGACUGAGACUUGUAUGAAUUUACUUGUCUGUCAGUGAAGACAACAUGCCGGUAGUUAGCUGGCUAGUUAGCUACUUAGCUAGCUUCCCAUACAUGGCUACCAAGUGGUACAAUUUGAAUGGCUAUGCACUUCCUGCUUCUGUCAACAUCCAUGUUACAUUAGCCAACUAGUUAGGCCUACCGAUUGUUUUGGAAAAAUCAACACUACCUUUAUAAAGACACAACUAACCCCUGUUCAACUGCAUUCGCUACCGUUUAAUCAAUUGAAUCAGCAUUAUUAAUUUUUUUCCAGACAAGUCUAUCAUCAUGUGGAAGCUGACCCGUGAUGAGACAAACUAUGGCAUCCCCCAACGCGCCCUUAAGGGACACUCUCACUUUGUGAGCGACGUCGUCAUCUCCUCAGAUGGACAGUUCGCGCUGUCUGGGUCCUGGGAUGGAACCCUCCGUCUGUGGGACCUCACCACGUAAGUCUGGAGGGUUGGUGGGGUGAUGGUUCAGCUUCAUCUAGGGUUCCCAUAAACUACACAUGGGUCAUUCCUGUACUGGAGGGCUACAUUGUGUGCAGGCAUUUGUUCUAGUUGAGGUUUAAUAUCUGAUUCAAAUGAUUUUGGUCUAAACUAAAGACCAGGAUUAAUUUAUAAUUUGUCACUGCAGAGUUUGAAUGAAAGCCUCCAUAGGUAGACGGAGAGUCAAAAUGCUGGUUCCAACGUGGUGAUGAAACUUCCAAUGCCAACUGUAUCUCUGUGAUGAUAAAGAGGCUGUUUCUGAACGCAACCUGCGUUUACCUGUGAAAGAUUAGACAUGGCUAUAUAUAUAAAAUCUCAUGUGCUACCUUGGUUUCUAUAGUGUUGACCUGACAACGCCAUUAGAAGUUUAGUCAUCUGUAGCAUGGAGAUUUACACAACUGUCCACUUCCUUCAAGUGGCACCACCACCCGCCGCUUUGUGGGCCACACCAAGGACGUCCUGAGUGUGGCUUUCUCCGCUGACAACCGCCAGAUCGUGUCUGGUUCCCGGGACAAGACCAUCAAGCUGUGGAACACCCUGGGAGUCUGCAAGUACACCAUCCAGGAUGAGAGUCACUCUGAGUGGGUGUCCUGUGUGCGCUUCUCCCCCAACAGCAGCAACCCCAUCAUCGUCUCCUGUGGUUGGGACAAGAUGGUCAAGGUACGACAAGUGUACAUCACUUGUGACUCACUAGGACAGUGGGAUGCGUUCCUUAUUGAACUAAGCUGAGAUUUUUAAGUACUUGUUAAGGAGGGGUUUGGUUGCUGUAGAUUUAAUAAAUCAAGGUCAAAGAAUGAAUAAUGGUUUCCUGCCCUGUGACGUUUUAUCACCUGAACCUCAGGUCUGACGACAGGUCCUGCAAUGAUGAUGGGUAAAGAAACUAGACUGCACAUUCAUGCAAUGUUUGUAACACUUAAUGGUUGAAACACUUUGACUACAUUUCCCUUAACAAUGUACCCUGACUCACGGUCUCUCUCCCCCCCCCCCCUUUCUGUUUCUAGGUGUGGAACCUGGCCAACUGCAAGCUGAAGACUAACCACAUUGGCCACACUGGCUAUCUGAACACAGUGACUGUCUCUCCCGAUGGCUCCCUCUGCGCUUCUGGUGGAAAGGUAUGAUGAAAGCAUUUUACUAAUAUUUGCUUUUACAAUAUAGAUUUAACAUGUUCAAACUGUUCACCAGCAGUUCUACCCUUGCUUGGUCAAUGUGAACAGGGUAAAUUGAUGCACAGUUCAGUGAUAUGAAUUGGAGUAAUUGAGAAGUAGCAUAGUGAGAAAUGUGCUGGUUUCAAAGUAAUGAUGGAUUCUCAUGCCGUCUGUUUCACUAUGAUGAUAAAGAGGCUGUUUCUGAACGCAACCAGCACUUUCGAGAGUUCACUCACACCUGUCCACUGAGAUUUGUCAUUUAGGGUUCUUAUUGAUGGUGUGUAUCCCCAAUGGACUCGACACUUGAUUGGAUAUCAGUUACCAUUUUAAAGCUAGCAUACAUGUUUUAAUUUGCACCUUCCUUUGACCCUGAGACCCAUUCUCUCCUCCUAUAGGACGGUCAGGCCAUGCUGUGGGACCUCAACGAGGGCAAGCACCUGUACACCCUGGAUAGUGGUGACAACAUCAACGCCCUCUGCUUCAGCCCCAACCGAUACUGGCUCUGUGCCGCCACCGGUCCCAGCAUCAAGAUCUGGGUAAGUCACAUGCGCCAAAUAAAACGGGUGUAGACCUUACCGUGAAAUGCUUACUUACAAGUCCUUAACCAACAAUGCAGUUUUAAGAAAAUAGUUUACUAAAUAAAGUUAAAAACACAAUAACUAAUGAGGCUAUAUUCAGGGGGUACCGGUACCGAGUCAAUGUGUGGGGGUACAGGUUAGUCGAGGUAAUUUGUACAUGUAAGUAGUCCCCUGUAGCUCAGUUGGUAGAACAUGGCGCUUGCAACGCCAGGGUUGUGGGUUCGUUUCCCACGGGGGGCCAGUAUGAAAAUGUAUGCACUCACUAGGUUGCUCUGGAUAAGAGCGUCUGCUAAAUGACUAAAAUGUAGGGGUAAAGUGACUGCAUAGAUAAUAAACAGUGUUGGUUGGAAAGAGUUUGGUGUUGUCUCUAUUCACACUAUUAGUCAAGGCGCGAUGAUGGAAAUUCCAAUGCCAUCUUAUGUCUAUGAUGAUAGAGGCUGUUUCUGAGCUCUGCUAACUGUCAUUUUCUGAAACAUCUGGAUUUUUGGACCAAAGAAUGUGAUUGCCAUGUUCACUUCAUUGAAAUAUGAGUUGGUCCAAACUAAGCACAACCCAUGCCUCCAUCAAUCCUGUUCUCAUGUUAAUCUCCCCUUCUCCUCCCCUCCCUUCAGGAUCUGGAGGGUAAGAUCAUUGUGGAUGAGCUAAGACAGGAGGUGAUCAGCACCAACAGCAAGGCCGAGCCCCCACAGUGCACCUCUCUGGCCUGGUCUGCUGACGGACAGGUAUGAUAUGACCAUUAGCAUCACAUCCCACAGAACUGCAUUAGAACCCUGGGUGGACUUCUAGAACAGGGUCAUGUUACUUCAGUCUGUUAGAAAGCUGUCAGUUGGAUUUCUUUGUAGCCUUGCCCUUUGAUUACAAAGUGACAUUUCUUGCCUGAGCUUUGGCUCUGACGACAAGUCCUGCAAUAAUGAUGGGUACAAGAACGACUACAUAUUCAUGCCCCUUAACACUUGGAAUAGUUGAAACCACUAUUGAUUCAUUGUCAGUAUCUGUUUAGAUUUGCAUCUUCCGGCCAUUUCUUAGUCUCUUGUCUCUCAACAGACCCUGUUUGCUGGCUACACCGAUAACCUGAUCCGAGUGUGGCAGGUUACCAUCGGAACCCGAUAAGGACCUUUUCACAGAUUCAGCAAUGAAUAAAAUACAGUUUUAAAUUAACUUUGUGUCUUGUUUGGUUGAAUUAGUUUGUACGAUGUGUGGUGCAAUUUUGAUGCAGGCAUAUUUUUCAUUGACAUUUUGUAGUAAGUGGGUUGUGAUUCUGUAUUGGCUGCUACAUAUUUGGACA
Coregonus sp. 'balchen' is the source of this 4135-nucleotide messenger RNA. The record is from the annotation of a GenBank genome assembly. Lineage: Eukaryota; Metazoa; Chordata; Actinopteri; Salmoniformes; Salmonidae.